Molecule: messenger RNA, 2866 nt
Organism: Thamnophis elegans (Western terrestrial garter snake)
Lineage: Eukaryota; Metazoa; Chordata; Lepidosauria; Squamata; Natricidae
Gene: TRAF3IP2
Product: TRAF3 interacting protein 2
Exons: 10
Coding region: 666-2429 (587 amino acids)
Biological process (GO): humoral immune response; positive regulation of canonical NF-kappaB signal transduction
Source: RefSeq, a predicted model, not a curated record
CUUUCUCCAGCUUGAAAGCUAAGGGACCCAACCUCGCCGCCUGAGCCACCCUCUCUAGUCAAACGCUUCCUCCUCCGGUAUUUAUCAGUCGCACUUCCUCUCCUCUGACAGCCCUACUGACUUCUUCAAAAUGAGCCGUCCGACACUGCUUUAUUUCCGCGAUUUGCAUACACGCAUCUACUUCCUGGUGAGGAGCCUGUUCGGCAACUUACCUGGCAGAGCAAGGGAGGAGGGAAGAAGCAAGGAGAACCUCAAGGAGGGACAAUCUGGUGGGGGGAGAAGAGAAGGACGGACGACACCAGGCGGCCAGGUGGUCUGCCCUGUCCUGCUGAUCCCCUUUGGGGUUUAAAAGGUAACUCAAGGCAGGGAGCGUACCCCACCCAUAUUCCUUCCUCUUCCUGUUGUGGUUCCCAAACAUCUGAAGAACUCUAAGGUAAGGAAAAGUGUUUUAAAAUACUUGUUUAUUUGAAUAUCACACAAGCUAUAUCAGUAGAUCUCAGAGCAUGAUACAAUUAAUCAUAAAGCAAUAAGGCAUUAUUUUUAUCCCACAUCUCCUCUUUCAGCCAUUUCAAUGAGUGGAAAUUGGGAACGAGCAUAUUUUUAUGGAAAUAAAUCUUUUUCUAAAUCUAUUCUGUGAAUGAUGACCAUAAUUGUUUAUUUAUGUUAUGAUUUAUAUUUUCUCUUCCUCCCCCCCACCCCUCACCCUUAGCUACCAUUUGCACUUGGUAUUUAUUUCCAUAGAUUUCCUACAGGAUAUUGAAAUGACAUCCUUACAAGGUGCUACAAUGAGUCGAAGUAUUCCAGUUGAAGUGGAUGAAACUAUUGAUUGGUCUCCAUUUCCAGAACAUUCACUGAAAGAGGCUUCGAACCCUUCUGUAGAAGUUAUAAAUAACUCAAUGCCUAUGGGAUCUUAUCCACCGCAAACAUCUCAUCCGAUAUAUGGGCAACUAGGAUUCUAUAAGCACCUUGACCAUAUCAAUUAUAAUAAUAGCAUACUGGAAGCUUAUGGCCAUAGUCUUCCAGAAGAUACCUAUGAUUCUAGAAGAGGACAAUUUCCUGGCCCAUCCAGCAAUUCAACAGAUCGUUCAGAAUGUAAUCAUUUGCCUCAACACAAAACAAACCAGCUCUUGAGGUCUCAACCAUCAGCUGAUUCUCUUGACAUUGGGCACAAUUCUAGUAAUUUGCAAAGAAGUUCAUCUGAAAUAUCCCAGCAUUCAUUUGGUGAAAAUCAGGAAAACGUAAAGCCCAACUGGCAGCAUGAUAAUAGGGUGCCAGUAGACCUAAGGACAGAAGAUGCAGGAUAUGAUUCUCAGCCUCAGGAUCCUCUGGGCAUUGGACAACCUGAACUUCCCUUGUCCUUUACUUCUGUUUUGAACAUACAAGACCUUCCAAGGUCUCUGAGGUCCAGAGAAUAUCCACAGAUGGACUCUCAGUCAUACCCUUUAUUUCCACAGAUGCCCCAUCUUUAUAAUUCACCACAAGCUCAAUGGCAUCCAAGAUACUACAAUCAGAAUAUGUACCGCCAGAAUCCAUAUGGGCAAACCCCCUACCAACAUUUUGCACGUUCACCUCAAGUGCAGCUUCCUCUUCCUGGCCCUUGUGCAAGAGUCACCCGCCCUGCGCAGCAAAUAAUCCCGCAUUAUUCUAGUCCACAUGGACCCAAGUGUAAUGAAGAAAGACUGCCUCAGGGGGAAAGCUCUUCCGAAGGACUUCAGAGAUUUCAUGACCAGUUUCAGAAUCAGAUGCUUGAGAAUAACGCACCAUUCAAAAUACACGGUGCCCAUGAGGGCGUAGAGAGAUUUCCUUUUGAUUCCAUGGCUCAGUCUGGCAGUAUGACCACCUCUGGGGCUAUCCCAAGGCCCCUGACUAAUUCUGCAGCCAGAGGGACACUGAGGACCAGCAAUUUGCCUGAAGAGCUACGUAAAGUCUUUAUAACCUAUUCUGUGGACGCAGCUGUGGAGGUCAUGAAAUUUGUGAACUUUUUAUUUGUGAAUGGAUUUCAGACUGCGAUUGACAUAUUUGAGGACACCAUCCGAGGAAUUGAUAUUAUCAAGUGGAUGGAACGUUAUCUAAGUGAUAAGACCGUAAUGAUAAUCAUAGCAAUCAGUCCAAAAUACAAACAGGAUGUUGAAAGGGCUGAAUCCCAGCUGGACAAGGACGAACAUGGUUUACAUACUAAGUACAUCCACAGGAUGAUGCAAAUUGAAUUUAUACAGCAAGGAAGCAUGAACUUUAGAUUCAUUCCUGUGCUCUUUCCCAAUGCAAAAAAGGAACAUGUGCCUACCUGGCUUCAGAAUACUCAUAUCUACCAUUGGCCUCGGAAUAAAAAGAACAUUCUGUUGCGUUUGCUCAGAGAAGAGGAGUAUAUCGCACCUCCAAUAGGACCUCUGCCCACUCUCCAGGUUGUUCCAUUAGGAGCGCACAUCUGAAGCACACAUGGACUAAAUAGUGUAUGAUUCUCUUGGCUGAUGGCCAGAGUUUUCCUGGCUACCCUUCUGGGUGAUGAACGGCAUAUGCACCCUUCUCCCCUUCCCGCCACAAAUAGAAUUUGUCUUGGGGUGCAGCAAGCCAAUGUGUUUCCUUUCCUUCUGAAGGUCUCUUUCUCAUACUGAUCAGGCACAUUGCUGCAUUUCAACAAACUGCAAAUGAAAAAUGUAUUUCGUGGUUUUUGCUUUCUUCUUCUUGAGCAACAUUCCAAGUCUGCAGUAAAGCAAGCAAAUACUACAAUGAGACUGAGUAUGCCAAAAAAAAAAAAAAGGAUACUCUUGUUGAUUCACAGCUCGUUUUGUUGUCAGAUAGAUGGACAUAUAUUGUAAAAUAAUAUUCCAAUGCUGUUUCAUGUACACGAUAAAGGAGUUACUUUUCA